Messenger RNA from Raphanus sativus (radish), 333 nucleotides. RefSeq lists its product as uncharacterized. NCBI's taxonomy places the organism in Eukaryota, Viridiplantae, Streptophyta, Magnoliopsida, Brassicales, Brassicaceae. Bases 45 to 314 code for a protein of 89 amino acids. The transcript is spliced from 2 exons. The record is from RefSeq and is a predicted model, not a curated record.
CAGAAAAGAUUAAAAGAAACAGACGAUAUAUUUUAAGUGCGAAAAUGGCAACGGAUGCGACAACUUUUCCCGAAGGAGACGCAGAAGCUGAGUUAAAUCCUGCCCAAAACAAGAGUUUGGAAGUAGAUCCUGUUUCUUCUGAAAUCGCUUCUCAUAAGAUAAAACAAAACUUGGAAAGGAUAAAAAACGCAAACUCCAAGAGCUCCAAGAGGGACGCCACACAAACGCUGAAAAAGACGAUCAUAAUAUCAGCGGUGAUCGUGGCCGUCGCGGGAGCGGCUUUCGCCAUCACCAAAAAACUGAAAGAGAAAUGAUUUUGAUAUAUCUUUUACA